AUGUUCCUGCGCUCUGUUGCCCGCCGCGUCAUGCCAACCGCCUCGGUUGCGCGCGCCAUGCACGUGUCCCGCGUCACUGCCUCCUCUGAUGGCCUUCGCAGCAUCCUUCAGGAGGAGCUGCAGGUCGAGAAGGAGCAGGGUGUGCCACCCACAUUCAGUUCCGAGAUCCGCGGCUUCAAGGUCGAGUACACCCCGGGCUGCCCAACCAUCAACCUCAACAACGUCGUCGACGGCGAUCUUGUGAACAUUCGCAUCAACCUCAACGACUGCGACAUCCCCGAGGCGCCCUUCUACCAGGAAGAGCAGGAGCAGGAGCAGGAGGAGGAGGUGCGCAUCGACGACGAGUACGACACCGUCUUACUUCACGACUCCCAGCACCUCGACGAACGGGUACAAGAGGAGACUGCCAACUAUCUCGCCUCCAAGGGUGUUGGUGCCGAGCUCUGCCGCGCAAUCGAGGGCCUCGUCGCUGACGCGGAGUACAACGAGUACCUCAAGUGGCUCAACGACACCGCAGACUUCCUCGAGUGAACACAUCCCUUCCACCCCAUCCAACCAGCCAUCAUCUCCCACAUCCAAUCAUGAUGACG
Salpingoeca rosetta is the source of this 590-nucleotide messenger RNA. RefSeq lists its product as uncharacterized. The record is from RefSeq and is a predicted model, not a curated record. Gene Ontology annotation, cellular component: mitochondrial matrix. Gene Ontology annotation, biological process: cytosolic ribosome assembly. Bases 1 to 531 code for a protein of 176 amino acids. The transcript has 6 exons. Lineage: Eukaryota; Choanoflagellata; Craspedida; Salpingoecidae.